Molecule: messenger RNA, 1778 nt
Organism: Phalaenopsis equestris
Lineage: Eukaryota; Viridiplantae; Streptophyta; Magnoliopsida; Asparagales; Orchidaceae
Exons: 12
Coding region: 159-1706 (515 amino acids)
Biological process (GO): translation
Cellular component (GO): mitochondrial small ribosomal subunit
Molecular function (GO): methyltransferase activity; structural constituent of ribosome
Source: RefSeq, a predicted model, not a curated record
CAUUCAAAUGAACUUCAAUGAAAGGUGGAGUGGUCCAAAUUAGGACAAAGAGAAGGGUUAAGCUCGUUUUUUCUGCUAUUUCCGCUUGCAAAACCCUCGUCAAACCCUAGGAUUUCCUCUGACGAAAACGAAGCAGCACAUUGAAGACAUAUUACACCAUGGCUUCCUCUACUGGUACUGCAGCUGCGGCAAAACUACUAACCCCCGAAUCCAUCCGCGCCGCAGCCAAGCAAUCCGAAGGAAUCCAUCUCGUCCCUCUCUCACUACGCCGUGCUAUAAAAAAAUUCCUUCGAGAGAAGGCGAAAGUGCACAUGAAUCGAAAGGUCCUGUCGCUCUCCCAGUCCUUCAACCGGCUCAAGGAGACCAAUCUCCAGCUCUCAGCUUCUGUCUCACGUGCGCUCGUCGAGGACCCCUUCAGACCCAUCGAACACGGUGGAGCUCGGUGGAAGAUACGCUCGGCGUAUGGAGACAUUGGGUUGAAGUAUACGGAGGAGGAGACAGUUGCCUACGUUGCUUCCCGGAUGCCCUCCGUGUACUCAGCCUGCCAUCGGGUUUUCAAAGAGGUCCGCCGGAGGUUACCGGACUUCUCUCCUGUAAGUGUGCUAGAUUUUGGUGCGGGUCCAGGGUCUGCUAUUUGGGCAAUACGCGAAGUUUGGCCCAAAUAUUUGGAGAGAGUUAAUUUAGUGGAGCCAUCUAAAGAUAUGCAAAGAGCUGCUCAAAGCCUUUUGAGAGAUUUGAAAGGCUUGCCCAUUAUCCAUAGCUAUGAUAACAUUCAGGCAUUGGGCCAUAAUCUUGACAAACGUGAGAGAAAACAUGACCUCGUUAUCUCUUCUUACGCUCUUGGCGAAAUACCAUCAAUAAGUGAUAGGAUUACUAUUAUUCGCCAACUUUGGGAUCUUACAAGAGAUGUUCUGGUUCUUUUGGAGCCUGGAACUCCACAUGGUUCGAAAAUUAUACGGCAGAUGCGAUCUUAUAUUCUUUGGAUGGCUAAAAGAAAAUGCCGAAAGAGUAAGGAAUCAAAUGAAGUUCCAAGUGCCGAAAAAAGUAUUGUUGUUGAUAUUGAAUCUUCAAGAAAUGAUGCAUUUGUUGUUGCUCCAUGUUCCCAUGAUGGCCAAUGCCCCUUGGAGAAUUCUGGUAAAUAUUGCCAUUUCGUGCAAAGAAUAGAGAGGACAUCAUCUCAACGCUUAUAUAAGCGGUCUAAGGGAGAACCAUUGCGUGGUUUUGAGGAUGAGAAGUUUUGUUUUGUUGCUUUAAAGCGCGGAAAAAGGCCAGAGGAGGCUUGGCCGCUUGAUGGAAUGGAGUUUGAAACAUUGAAGGAAAAACUUGCUAAGCGGAAGCCAGAGGAUCUUAUCAUAGAUUAUGAGGAUCAAAUCGAAACCGAGAUGGAUGAAGAUUUCUCCAAUGAUGAACGGGACCUUAUCCCCUAUGCUUCAGAUGUUUCUGAGGUCACUUCGUUUCACAAGAAUGAUGAAGAUUACAACGAUGAAGACGACGAGCACGGUCGUGCUGAUCUUGGAGGCGGUUGGGGUAGGAUCUUAUACACACCAGUGCGAAGAGGUAAGCGGAUUGCACUAGAUGUGUGCAGAUCUGUAAAAAGGGAUGCAUCUGAAGGAGCCUUUGAACGGAUAAUGAUUACAAAGAGAGAGACACCCGAUCUGCAUCUCCAGGCACGCAGAUCUCUUUGGGGUGACCUUUGGCCCUUCUAAAACUUGAUCUGUAAUUUUUUUCUUAAGUUUUGUGUGGUUUGUUUGCGUGAUUUUGAAUUAUCUUAAUUUUAU